Molecule: messenger RNA, 3153 nt
Organism: Peromyscus eremicus (cactus mouse)
Lineage: Eukaryota; Metazoa; Chordata; Mammalia; Rodentia; Cricetidae
Product: E3 ISG15--protein ligase Herc6-like
Exons: 23
Coding region: 91-3102 (1003 amino acids)
Molecular function (GO): ubiquitin-protein transferase activity
Source: RefSeq, a predicted model, not a curated record
GAGUUAGGGAGCUGGGUCACUAGCUUUAGGGAGCCCAUUUGGCCCAGGUGACACGGCAGAGUCGCUGGUGGCUGGGCUGGCUGUGCAGAGAUGUACUUCUGCUGGGCUGCAGACGCCCCGCAGCCUCAGCGCCUGGAGGCGGGAGAUGGCAGUAAGCUCUUGCAGGCAUCCAGUGGAGAGCGCCACUCCCUGCUACUGUUCAGCAACCACCGGGUGUACUCCUGUGGGGACAACAGCUUGGGCCAGCUGGGCCAGAAGAGAGAGCAGAGUACUGAACGGCCAGAACCAAUUCAGGCACUGGAUUCUCUGCACGUUGACCUCGUGAGCUGUGGGAAGGAGCACUCCAUGGCUAUUUGCCACAAAGGAAGGGUCUUUGCAUGGGGAGCAGGUUCUGAAGGGCAGCUGGGGAUCGGAGAAUUUAAGAAAAUAAAUUUAACGCCUAUGAAAAUAAAAGCUCUGGCUGGCAUAAAAAUAAUCCAAGUUUCCUGUGGACACUACCACUCCUUGGCAUUAUCAGAGGAUGGCCAAGUGUUUUCAUGGGGAAAAAACAGUCAAGGUCAGCUGGGCCUGGGGAAGAAUAUCCAGUCCCAAGCCAGCCCACAGAAGGUGAAGUACCUGGAGGGAAUCCCACUGGCUCAGGUGGCUGCAGGUGGCAACCACAGCUUUGCUCUCUCUCUCACGGGGACUUCAUUUGGCUGGGGAAGCAACAGUGUUGGGCAGCUGGCCCUCAGUGGGGAAAAAAUGGAAGCACUGCAGAUCCACAAGCCUCAUUCAAUUGGUGCCCUGAAGAGUCUGGGUGUGAUUUAUAUUACUUGUGGUUAUGAGCACACUGCAGUGCUUACCCAGGAUGGGCAAGUGUUUACAUUUGGAGGCAGUAACUCUGGGCAGCCACAGCACAGCCCCAGGAGUGAGAGAAGAGGCCCACAACUCGUGGAAGGAAUUGGUGGCCGCGUUUCUAAGAUAGAGUGUGGAAGUUAUCAUACCAUGGCAUACGUUGACACCACUGGUCAGGUGGUAUCUUUAGGCCGUGGACCAAGUCCCACAAGCAACCCAACUCAUCAGGAGGUCCCAGCAGAGAACUCUGACAUCACCUGCCUGCUCUCUGCAGAAGACCUCAUGGGUGUUCAAGUCAAAGACAUUUUUGCUGGGGCACAUGCCAACUUUGUGGCAACUCAUCAGGUGUCACAUACUAGGUCCACAAGUGUUUCCAUGAAAAUCCUACCAGAAAUUAACCGAAUCAACCAGUCACUGGCACAGAAAUGGAUAGAAGUGAAAAGAAAUAAAGAGUGUGGAGAAGCUAAAAGAGAAAUUGAGAUGAUAUUUUCAUCUGCUGCUUGUUUGACUGCAAGUUUUUUGAAGAAAAGAGAUACUGGAGAGAAGAAUUUCAUUGAUGUGGACUUAAAUAUGGCAAGGAAUGUCUUCAAGAAGUUAACAGCAGUGAAAUGGAUUUCUUCCACGAUAGCCACAUGUCUUGAGGAUAAUCUGCUCAAAGCUCUUCCAUAUCAUUCUCUACAUCAAGAUGCUCUAUUGAUUUUUCUUUUGCUCCCGGAAUGUCUCAUGCUGCAGGAUCCUAAGAAGCGGAAGACCUUGACAGUUGAAUUUGCAAAGGCUAUUUAUGAAAUGAAUAAGAAAUCAUUAGCAUUCUUGAAAAAGUGUUGGACAUCUUUGGAAGUUUCUUUUCUCAAUACACUGGUCCAGAUGCUAAAGGAAGCUAUCAUCAUCAUCUCUCAAAUGUGUGAUCCAGUUUCAAUCAAACAGCAUCAAUAUGAUCUUAAAGUUCUUUUAGAAAUGAUGAAACAUGUGCAUAAGGCUAACCGUCAGCUUCCAGAAAGUACUUUCAUCAUAAGUGAGCUUUCUGCCAUCUUAGACAUAACUAUAAAACAACGCACACUGUCCUUCUUGUAUCACAAUCUGCUAUUUUUAGAAUGCCCCGAUCCUACUGUUUUCAGUGAUUUUCUAUUCAGCUUUGAUUUGCCAUCCAAAAUUAAGUUAAUGAAUUAUGAGUCCUCUGUAAAGCUGAUGUGUGAAGCCAGGGAAUCUGAAAGCAUGAGACCACCAUUCCUAAUACUGAGAGUCAAACGAAGUCACCUGGUUGAAGACACCAUGCGUCAAUUAGGACAAGCUGAAUCCCUUGACCUUAGGAAACCACUAAUGGUCGAAUUUAUUCAAGAAAUCCGUGCUGAGAGUGGAGGGGUGAGUUCAGAGUUCUUCCACUGCAUAUUUGAAGAGAUGACAGACCCCAAGUAUGGAAUGUUCAUGUAUCCUGAAAAGAGUUCCAACAUGUGGUUUCCAGUCAGUCCUAAGAUUGAGAAGAAGAACUAUUACCUUUUUGGGAUCUUGUGUGGACUCUCCCUAUCCAAUUUAAAGGCUGUCAACCUUCCUUUCCCACUGGCUUUAUAUAAAAAACUUCUGAAACAAAAGCCAUCACUGGAAGAUUUAAAAGAACUCAGUUUUCCCUUGGGAAAGAGUUUGCAAGAAGUUCUAAAUUGUGAGGCUGGUGACAUUGAAGAACUUCAUAUACAUUUUUCUAUACACUGGGAUCAAGAAGAUGUUGACUUAAUUCCAAAUGGGAUCUCUAUACAUGUGAACCAAACCAACAAGAAAGACUAUGUUUCUAAGUGUGUCGAUUACAUUUUUAACACCUCUGUAAAGACGAUUUAUGAGGAAUUUCAUAGAGGAUUUUACCAGGUGUGUCAUUGGGAUAUAAUUACACGGUUACAGCCUGAAGAGCUAAUGACAGCAAUAAUUGGAAAUACUACUUAUGACUGGACACAAUUUGAAAAUAAUUCACAGUAUGAAAAAGAAUAUCACAAAUCACAUCCAACUAUUCUACUCUUUUGGAAAGCUUUCCAUGGAUUAACUUUGGAUGAAAAGAAAAAAUUCCUCGUGUUUCUUACAGGACGUGAUAGACUUCAUGUAAAAGGCCUACAGUGUGACGGAAUAACAUUUCGUUGUCCUCAAACUCUCAGUGAAAAGGAUAACCCAAGAUCAUUGACGUGUCACAGUAUUCUAGACCUGCCUAAAUAUUCUACCAUGAAAAGGAUGAAGGAAGCACUUCAGGUGGCAAUCAAUAAUAACAAGGGGUUUGUCUCAUGGGGAUGAUGCUGAAAUAAUCACCUCCCACCAUUAUAACCACUGGUGUCAGGAAUUAUA